GGAUCACCUCUUUCAUUUACUGUUGUCAUUGUCAGUCAUUUAUUUGCCAGUUUUAUUAUUUUAUUUUCAGUUCUCAUCAGGUUAGCUAAUCAGACCCACCACAUGUUUGUAGAAUUGCAAUCCUCUUGGUCUUGGAGGAUAAUUGGCCACUCGAAAAUUGGUGGCUCCUGUAGCUCGAUUGUGCUGCAAAAUCCUAUUUAUCAGAAACUUUGUUUGCAAGCAAGUUUCUGCUUUUAUCUCGUUUUUAUGUGAAGAUAAUGCCAUUGAGGAAUAAAAAUCCUGUCUUGUGUCAUUUCAUAUCCUAGGAAAGGAAAAACCUUUUUACUUGUGAUUGUAUGGAUUCUUGGACUGAAGCAUGAGAUAUGGGGUUGAAGGGAGAUGAGGGAAAGCCUUCUGUUUUUAUUAGUCUAUGAGUGGAAAACACAGUAUUUUCCAUCAACAGUGCCUACAUGAUUGUCAGGUUAGGCUUUGUUGUUGCUGCUUCUAUUGCAGCAUAUGCAGUUAAGCAGGUUAGUGUCAAGAACUCGAGGCCACCGGACAAUUCUAAGAAGCGCCAAGAAAAUGAUGAAGCAUCCCUUGACAAGUCUUGGAAUGAAGGGGGAGAAAAGGAGCAUGUUGUGUAUUCAGACAGAGAUUUUAAAGAGGGAGAAGAGGAAGAAGAAGAGGAUAAAGAGGAGGUGAAGUUGAUCAACAGCAUUAUAAAUCCUGCUUUAAGCAGCCCUCCUGAUUUUGAGGAUGAGUAUUUGCCAGAGUUUGAUAGUCUUUUGUCUGGAGAGAUUGAUUUCCCAUUGCCUACAGACAAGUAUGACACGGCUGCUAAUCUCAAGGCAGAGAAAGACAGGGUCUACGAGAGUGAGAUGGCGAACAAUGCCACUGAGCUGGAGAGAUUGCGUGAUCUGGUGAAAGAGUUGGAGGAGAGGGAGGUGAAGCUCGAAGGGGAGCUGCUCGAGUACUACGGACUGAAGGAGCAAGAGUCGAGCAUCUCUGAGCUGCAGAAGCAGCUCAAGAUCAAGACAGUGGAGAUUGACAUGCUCAAUAUAACCAUAAACUCUUUGCAGGCUGAGAGGAAGAAACUCCAAGAGGAGCUGUCUCAGGGAGUGGCUGCUCGGAAAGAGCUGGAUAUGGCGAGGAGGAAGAUAAAGGAACUGCAGAAGCAGAUUCAGCUUGAAGCCAACCAGACAAAAGGCCAGCUCUUGCUGCUGAAGCAGCAAGUUAGCAGCCUUCAAAGCAAAGAGCAGGAAAGUGCAGAAGUCGAUAAGAAGCUUAAAGCUGUCAAGGAGUUGGAGGUCGAGGUGAUGGAGCUUAAGAGGAAGAACAAAGAGCUUCAGCAUGAAAAGAGGGAACUAAUAGUUAAACUGGAUUCUGCUGAAUCCAAAGUUAGAACUCUUUCCAACAUUACUGAGACAGAAAUGGUGGCCAAGGUGAGAGAAGAGGUGAAUGAAAUGAAGCAUGCAAAUGAGGACCUUGUUAGGCAAGUGGAAGGGCUUCAAAUGAAUAGGUUCAGUGAAGUUGAAGAGCUGGUGUAUCUUCGUUGGGUGAACGCUUGUCUAAGGUUUGAGCUGCGAAACUACCAAACACCUUCUGGGAAAGUGUCAGCUCGUGAUCUUAGUAAAAGUUUGAGCCCUAGAUCCCAAGAGAAAGCUAAACAGCUCAUGUUGGAGUAUGCAGGAUCAGAGCGAGGAGGAGGGGACACGGAUAUGGAGAGCAACUUCGACAAUACCUCUGUUGACAGUGAGGAUUUCGAUAAUAUGUCUAUUGAUAGUUCCACGAGCAGAUUCAGCAGUAUUAGCAAGAAGCCUGGUUUGAUCCAGAAGCUGAAGAGGUGGGGAAAGAGAGACGACUCAAGUGCUCUCUCCUCUCCUGCUCGAUCUUUUGCAGGUGGAUCACCGGGCAGGAGCCUCAAACCUAGGGGGCCCCUUGAAGCUCUAAUGCUAAGAAAUGCAGGAGAUGGCAUUGCCAUCACUAGCUUUGGUACUGGGGAGAAUGAUGAGUUCGAUUCCCCUGAAACCACAAAACUGCCUCCUAGUGAUUCACUCAACAAUGUAGCAUCAUCUUUCCAUUUGAUGUCCAAAUCAGUUGAAGGCGUGCUAGACGAGAAGUACCCUGCAUACAAGGACCGGCACAAGCUGGCAUUGGAGAGAGAGAAACACAUCAAAGAGAAAGCUCAGCAAGCAAGAGCUGUGAAAUUUGGUGACCCUUUGAGGGUGGAUAGUAAAUCUGUGUCUCUGCCCCCAAAACUUGCGCUUAUAAAAGAGAAACCUAUUAUCUCUGCAAGCUCAAAUGAUCAGUCCAGUGAUGGCAAAACCGAUUCUCCGAUAGUCAGCAAAAUGCAGCUUGUGGAGAUUGAGAAACGCCCUGCAAGAACUCCUCGACCACCCCCUAAGGCAUCAGGAGGGGCCUCAGGUAACACUAACACUAAUGUUCCAAGUCGGGCCCCAGGUGGUCCCCCUCUACCACCUCCCACUCCGGGUGCACCUCCGCCUCCACCCCCACCCGGUGGGGCUCCUCGCCCUCCGCCUCCACCAGGAAGUCUGCCCCCAAGAGGAGCCAGUGAUAAAGUUCACCGGGCUCCUGAGCUAGUUGAGUUCUACCAGUCAUUGAUGAAACGUGAGGCGAAGAAUACAAACGCCUUGAUCUCUACAUCAUCAAACACCUCAGAAGCAAGAAGCAACAUGAUUGGGGAGAUUGAGAACAGAUCAUCCUUCCUGCUAGCUGUUAAAGCUGAUGUGGAAACCCAAGGUGAAUUUGUUCAGUCAUUGGCUUCUGAAGUCAGAGCAGCUUCUUUUACAAACGUAGAUGAUUUGCUGGCAUUCGUGAACUGGCUAGACGAGGAGCUCUCCUUCUUGGUUGAUGAGCGCGCAGUCCUCAAGCACUUCGACUGGCCAGAGGGGAAAGCAGACGCGUUAAGAGAGGCAGCCUUCGAGUAUCAGGACCUCAAUAAACUGGAGAGGCUCGUUGCAACAUUCACAGAUGAUGAGAAUCUUCCUUGUGACGCUGCUCUGAAGAAGAUGUAUAAGUUGCUCGAAAAAGUGGAGAAUGGCGUCUAUGCCUUGCUACGAACACGAGACAUGGCCGUUUCACGAUACAAAGAAUUUGGCAUUCCAGUGGACUGGCUUCUUGAUUCCGGAGUAGUAGGCAAGAUCAAGCUGUCAUCUGUUCAACUAGCUCGGAAAUACAUGAAGCGCGUUGCAACAGAGCUCGAUGCAAUGAAUGAACCAGAGAAAGAGCCUAACAAGGAAUUCUUGCUCCUACAAGGAGUCCGGUUUGCUUUCAGAGUGCAUCAGUUUGCGGGAGGGUUCGAUGCAGAGAGCAUGAAGGCUUUUGAAGAGCUGAGAAGCCGCGCUAAUACUACCACAGCAGAGAAUAAACAAGAAGAAUAAAUCUACUUUUUUUUAUAAAAAAAAAAGCUCAUUGUACAUUAAUUUAACAUCUGUAAGAACACAAUUUUUUAGUUAGAUCAGUUAUAUAAAGAUUAUAGCCUGUUUCAUGCAUAUAUGAAGAAGAGGAAGAACAAUGAGGCAUGAUAUCAUGUGAAUUUUGCGUAUUUACGUAAGUAUGAUUUCUAGUCAA
Molecule: messenger RNA, 3570 nt
Organism: Salvia hispanica
Lineage: Eukaryota; Viridiplantae; Streptophyta; Magnoliopsida; Lamiales; Lamiaceae
Product: protein CHUP1, chloroplastic-like
Biological process (GO): chloroplast relocation
Cellular component (GO): chloroplast outer membrane
Source: RefSeq, a predicted model, not a curated record